GUAGCCUUUUACCCAGCGAAAACCCUCGAUUCUUGAAAAGCUCCUCGUGCGAGUCGUUCGCAAUGCUGCUAUUGCUGGAAUACGCUUUGUUCGCAUUCCUUGUGGCAGCAAAUUUAUCGCUGGGUCUUUAUUUCUCUUUCCGGAGGAGUGCUUAUUCCAUUGGAGGUGCCACCACGAAGGAUGAAAUGUUCCUCGGAAACCGUGCGCUUGGUAUUCUUCCUCUGGCGGCUUCGUCGGUGGUCUCUCUCUUCUCAUCGCCUGCAUUGGUAGCCUUCCCGGCACACUACUACGCCUACGGCUGGCAUACCGGAUUGGCCGUCUUGACGCCUCUGCUCUGUUUGCCUCUGGCUACACAAGUGAUCGUACCACUUCUCCACGGGCUACGAAUUACGUCAGUGUUUCAGUACAUUCGUUGGCGCUUCAACAGAGCCAUUUCUCUGACGGCGUGUGUCAUCUACAUUUUUCUUACGCAAAGUACUGGCGCCAUCUCUAUUUCGGCAGCAUCGGUGAUGCUAGUCACUGUGUUCAAGGCUCCGUUGUUGUGGUGCAACAUUGCCAUUGGACUUUCCGGAACAAUCUACACAGCAUUGGGAGGCCUCCGUGGAGUGGUAUGGACGGAUUGCAUGCAGUUCAUUAUUAUUUUGGUCGGCCCUACCAUUGUGCUUGGAAAGAUCAUGGUGGACUCGCUGUCUGCAAACUCAACCGUGCAGCCACUGAGUGAUACGGACAUCAGGAUGUACAUGGGAGAUUUCAGUUUCAACUUGACCAUCGACGAAAACGUAUGGUCCUGUAUUGUGGGAACAACAGCACUGGCAAUAUAUCGACUAUGUCUUGACCAAAUGGUUGUACAGCGGAUAAUGGCAUCUCCUUCAGCGAAGAAAGCUCGAAGAACCGUGCUCUCAGGUGCUCUCUUACUUUUUCUACCAUACGCUUCCUGCAAUUUAUUGGGGAUUGCGAUGACUAUAUGGUACAGAGGAUGUGAUCCAAUGCUAUCAGGUGCCAUACAGAGGAUUGACCAGAUUAUACCGCACUACAUUACUACUGAACUCAUAAAGAUACCCGGAUUCGCAGGGCUGUACUUGGCUGGCGUUGUGAGUGCUGGAACAAGCACAAUAUCAUCAGUGAUAAAUUCACAAACAGCAAUCCUCUACGUCGACGUCAUCUGGCGUGGAUACAAAGGCGCAGACGAGCACGUCUUGAUGAUAACACGCAGCACCGCUAUUAUUCUAGGCUUGUUGAUGACAGCGUACAGCAUACUGAUUAUGAAUAUGGGAUCCUUAACUAGGAUACUUUUAAUGGUGAACACAGCAAUCACGGCGCCUUUUGUCGGAUUGUGCAUCUUGGCUGUGCUAUUUCCUUUUGUUCACUGCAAGGGCGCCGGCAUCGCGACGCUCUUGAUGGUUGCUUACCAAUUGUGGCACAUGGCCGAAGCUAUCAAAGGAGGAACAAGAGCUGCACGGCUUCCAGUGUCUCUUAACUAUUGCCCUGGGAACCAAACUAGCACAUUUGCAGCGCUUAACAUUACCUCGACAGUACCAAACAUCGGGACUGAAGGAACGUUCUUCAUCUUUCGCCUGUCAUACUUCUGGAGCAGCUUCUUCGCUUUCAUCGGAACUAUUGUCAUUGCAGUAUUUAUAAGUGCGGUUACAGGCGAAAUUCAGAAAAGAGAGGAGAAAAGGCUAUGCAAUGAUGCCUUAGUGCGACUAUGGGAGAAGAUCAGGGGCUACGCGUCGAAAAAGGAACCUCAUGUGAGUAAACAAUAUCCAUGUCAGCGUCCUUCCAGUCAGAUGUACUAACAUCAGCGCUUUCUAAUUUACAGGCUACGAAAUUCAGCUACGAGGAACAUUGUGUAUUUAAACCAG
This is a messenger RNA of Dermacentor albipictus, 1862 nucleotides long. Lineage: Eukaryota; Metazoa; Arthropoda; Arachnida; Ixodida; Ixodidae. The record is from RefSeq and is a predicted model, not a curated record.